Messenger RNA from Vigna umbellata (rice bean), 312 nucleotides. NCBI's taxonomy places the organism in Eukaryota, Viridiplantae, Streptophyta, Magnoliopsida, Fabales, Fabaceae. The record is from RefSeq and is a predicted model, not a curated record.
AUGGUUUUAAUCAUGGCAACGGUGACAUACCCUCCACCGCCACCUUUUUACAGGCUUUACAAAGAUUACUUGCAAGACCCUAAGUCUGCUCCCGAGCCUCCACCUACUCUACCUCCACCGCCUAUUGAAGGGAACUACGUUUGUUUUGGAGGCAAUUACACGGUAACCUAUGAUGUUCUAACAAGCUUGGAAGAACAAGGGGUUGCGCCAGCUUAUUCUAGGGGCCUAAUGUUGGUUAGGCCAUUUUUAUCCCUAUUCAUGCACAAUUUGAUAUGAUAAUGUUUUGCAAUGACCACAAGUUGCUACAAAUAG